Messenger RNA from Talpa occidentalis (Iberian mole), 2163 nucleotides. It is a transcript of the gene CCDC198, whose product is annotated as coiled-coil domain containing 198. NCBI's taxonomy places the organism in Eukaryota, Metazoa, Chordata, Mammalia, Eulipotyphla, Talpidae. The coding region runs from base 210 to 1100 and encodes 296 amino acids. The record is from RefSeq and is a predicted model, not a curated record. The transcript has 6 exons.
GGUAACGGAAAGUCUCCAUGGAAACCAGCCUCCCAGGAAGUGACCACUGGGGUUAGUAUGUGUGAAACAGAGCUAGAAAGAUGAAAUGAAGGAAGUGACUGCUUUCAAAGUGGGGUAUACGUAAGAAAUACCUUGAUUAAAACAAGCUACAGGAAAGGCCCUAAAAUCACUUCCCUGAUGGUUUUCCCUUUGAAAGUGUUCAAUGAGAAAUGGGCCUGAAUCAUUCUAAGGCUCACCCUAGGGUGACCAAAGUAGCACCUUUCCAAAAUAAAGAGGGAGAGACUGCCAUGGCUGACCCUGUGGACUUUGCAUUUAAUCAGAAUCUGGAAGAAAAGAGUUCGUUUUCGCUUGCAAGACUGCAGGACCGGAAUAAAGCUUUGGAAGGGCAGCUGCCGCCACUACGAGAUACCUGGUAUGGAAGACACUCUGCAGUGCCCAGGGCCAUCUAUUUUGACAUUCCACUGGAACAGGGAGAAACAAGUAUUAUUAAAAGGCAUCCACCCCGAAGACUUCAAAAGCUUGAACCCCUUGACCUGCCACCAGUAAUUACUUCUGAAAGACACCUGAGCCAGCAAGAAGCUGAGAGAACUCACAAAGCAAAGCAGGGCCUGGAAAAGAAGGUGCAAACUCCAAUGUAUACUUCUGGGAAAAGACAAUAUUUACAUAAGAUGCAAAUGCUGGAAAUGAACCGUAAAAGACAAGAGGCCCAAGUGGAGUCAAAGAAAAGUCUUCAUAAGGAGUCUAGGACUAAUAAACAAAAACCCAGGGAAAAUAAAGCCAAGAAAACCCUUCAAAACAUCCCAAGAAAUGAUGACGGUGACUUCAUAACAUUGUUGCCUGAUGAAAGCUUGAUUACAAGCCCAGGAAAGUUGCAGAGUGCAGAAUUUUGGGGACAUCAAACAAGGAAUGACUAUUGUGCCCAGAAAACUGGCAAAAUGGAGUCAUGGUUCCGUGAACAAGAAAUCCGGGGACAGCUUCUCUGGGACAGUUCUAGCUCUGACUCAGAUGCGUUGGGCAAAGACGAGAGGAAACCACGAGCACUGGUGAGGACCAGGACAGAGAAAAUCCCGCUUUUUGAUGAGUUUUUUGAUCAAGAAUAAGAGUGCUAAUUCACUAACUUGAAUGCUGAGUGCAUUGAAGCUUGCUUUCUUGUUAAAUUCUUCAAUUUGUGUGUGAGUCUUCUGAGGAAACCAAUUCACUUUCUUUUCAUUUAGAGCCUUACUGUCAAAAGCUGUGACACAUUGUUAAAUAUGCUGCAGAGCUAACUGCCUCAAAACGUAGGAGUUUAAACAACAGCCAUUUAUUGUUUCACUUCUUUGUGACUUGCUGGACUCAGGUGUCUGGUACUUCUAGCUGGCCUCUUGUAGUCUUUCGUGUCAUUGAAGGCAAGUGGCAGCUAAGACUGGAGUCAUCUGCAAGCUUGACAAGGACACUGAGUCAGCUAGAUCCCGCCCAUACUCAUUCUCUUCAUAGGUUUCCCCAAGUGGUCUCUCUAGAAGGGCAGUGACUUUGCCAUUCUAUCAGCGCUGAGCUUCCUAAAACGAAAGCAAGCUGAGUCCUCUCAAAGACCUGAUGGAACGGAUGACUUACCACUACCACUACAUUCUCUUGGUUAAUGUGGGUCAUGGACUAGGUCACAGUUAGUUGGAAAAGGGAACUACUUCCAAAGUAUGGUCCAUAGAGCUGAUCUUUAAGACUUACCAUCACACUAUUUUUCAAAAACCAAAUUAUAUCUUAUAAAAUAAAUGAGAGAGUAGAUUUGAUACAGAUAAAAAUCAGUUUUUAAGGACAUCAGAUUAAUGCUAUAUGAAACACUUAGCUCACUAAGUCAUUUUCUUGUGAGUUAGCAAGUUUGUUAUCUCAACAAGGAAGCAACAAAAAAGAGGUGGAAUAAUGUGGAAGGUCACUGUGAAUUAAAACUCAAAAUAAAUAAAGAUUGCUUGGAUUAUGAUGUAGAUCUUAUAACUCAAAAACUAAAAGGAAGCUUAGAAAUUUCAGUCCAAAGUUUACUUCAUUUUCAAAAUUAGAUUUUUAGGCAACUUUAAGAAUUUCUUUUGUAUAAUUCAGGCUCACUUCUAGCAUAAUCUAAAAAUACUUUUAAGCAAUCCAAAAGCUUCUAAGAAUUUAGUGAAAGUUGAGAGCAUAGCAAAACAAAAACACUCU